Medicago truncatula (barrel medic) is the source of this 1957-nucleotide messenger RNA. RefSeq names its product QWRF motif-containing protein 3. NCBI's taxonomy places the organism in Eukaryota, Viridiplantae, Streptophyta, Magnoliopsida, Fabales, Fabaceae. The transcript has 6 exons. The record is from RefSeq and is a predicted model, not a curated record. Gene Ontology annotation, cellular component: cytoplasm; nuclear microtubule. Gene Ontology annotation, biological process: spindle assembly. Gene Ontology annotation, molecular function: microtubule binding. The coding region runs from base 181 to 1686 and encodes 501 amino acids.
AUUCUUAUUUAUACACAUUUUACCAUUUCAACUCUUAACCGUUGCCAACAUAGCAACAACACCAACAAAUAUAUUGAUAAAAACCAAGUGACACGCUCAAACCUUAAAACCUGUAAAGACGAGUUAGACUCAAUAUAAAACCCUAAUAACAACGGCAGCGGCAAUUUUUCUUUGUCUCCGAUGAAGGCGCGAAACACUUCUCCGGUGAACCCUCGUCAACAAAGAAGGUUUCUUCCCUCGCCUUCCAUCUCCAUAGAAUCCACUGAAUUUCCUUCCCCUUCCUCCGUCAUACGUAAGUCAUCAAUUCGGAGCUUGGAAGACGAUCGAAGACACAAAAUAACAGCUGAAGAAUCUGUUCUGCGCCGUCAGCUUUGGCCUUCUUCCGCGAAAAAUAACUCCGGUACACUUGCUGAUCACAUAAGUGAAGAUAGAAUUAUAGAACAAAAUGAGAAAAACAAACACAAACACAACAAAACUAGUUUCCCUCUUUCACAAAAGAGUCACAGAGAGAUUAGAACGUUUGAAAAUGAUCAAACAAGAGCAAUUGGUGGUUCUGGAAGAUUCACAGGAAAACUUGGAUCUUCUUCUUCAUUGAAGAAGCUUAAUUCUAAUAAUGGUUCAGGCAUUGUUCCGGGAAGGUUUUCUUUAGAUGAAAAUGCUAAACUAUUCAAAAGAAAUUCAAGCAUAACUAGCUCGGUUGAUACCGAAUCCAACGAUGAAGCUUUGGCUUCUCCAGCAAGAAAACCAGCGGUGGAUUUUCCUACAAGGUUGAUGAAUGAUGCAACAUUGAGAAGGGCUAGAAGAGGAGCUUCUGAUUCUAACAUUGGGAAUUUGAACGGUGAUUCUUUGAAACCGAUGAUGAAGAGGACUAAUUCGAUUACGGGGUACAAGAGUUCGACAUCACAAUGGGCUUUGUCACCAGGGAGGUCAGAGUUUUCGAGCCCCACGAAGGCAAAACGAGUUGAAAAACUACUCAAUUUUGGUUUUGAUUUCUUCAAGAGUAAAAAAUCUGUUGGCCUUAAUUCACCGUCGAAUGGUUUUGGAAACAAUGAAGACGUUCAUAAGCUUCGUUUGCUUGAUAACCGUUUGAUUCAGUGGCGAUAUGCAAACGCUAGAGCACAAAUUGUGAAUGCAAACAUUUCUCGCCACACCGAGAGCAAUUUGAUAUGUGUCUGGGAUGGUCUCACCAAGUCCAGAAAUACUGUUAUGAAAAAGAAGAUACAGUUUGCAAGAGAAAAGCUUGAAAUGAAAAAAGCUUUUAUAUUAUAUUACCAAUUAAAGUUAUUAGAAGCUUGGGGAAGCAUGGAAAGGCAACAUGUAUCAACAAUUACUGCCACCAAAGAGUGUUUGCAUUCAGCUGUCUGCAGAGUUCCUCUUUUGGAAGGUGCUAAGGUGAACAUACAAUUUACAUCCAUUGCUAUUCGUCAGGCCUCUGAUGUCGCAGCUUCCAUUAAGUCAAUGUUAACUUCUUUUUCACCUGCAGUUGACCAAACUGCUGCAAUACUAUCAGAAUUGGCAAAAGUUGUUACACAAGAGAAGCAACUCUUAGAAGAGUUUUAUGAUCUUUUACAUAACAUAUCUGUCGUUGAGCUUCAAGAAAGCAGUGUAAAGUGCAGUCUGGUUCAAUUUGAGGGUUGGCAAAGGAAAUAUCAACUGCAGGAUUUAUUACUAGGGAUUACUUCAUAGGUCUCUAUGUAGAUAUAGAUCAGGAAAACUGACAUAUAUGACAAUAUCUUCAUAUAAACUAGAAGUAGAAGUUUAGACAAACAGAAAUAUAGAUUGACAUAUGUUGCUUAUUUUGCAAGUUUUCUACUGUAUACAUGGUCCUUAGAUCAAACCUAUAACAUGUAGGAUUAGUUCACUUAUUUUAAUUCUUAUUUCUCCAUAUUUUUGAGAAAUAUUUAUUAAAUAUAUGCAUGCCUUAUUAGUUGGAAUGCAUUUGACACUGAUUGUUUAA